AUGUAUUCUGACCUCGACCCGGGUCAGAUUACAGGUCAGAUAACAUCAGAUCAAGUCAAAUUGCAUCAUGUCAGAUCACAUCAGAUCAGGUCAUCAUAUCAGCUCAGGUCAGAUCACAAGAAGACCAGAUCAGAUUUCAUCACGUCAUAUCACAUCAGAUCAGGUCAGAUUAAAUCAGACCAGGUCAGAUUACAUCACAUCAGAUCAGUUCAUCCCAUCAGGUCAGGGCAGAUCACAUCUCACCAGGUCAGAUCACAUCAGAUCAGUUCAUAUCACUUCAUAUCAGAUCAGAUCACAUCGGAUCAGGUAAGACCACAUCAGAUCUGGUCAGAUUGCUUCAGAGUAGAUCUCAUCAGACUAGGUCAGAUUGAUUCAGAUUAA
Messenger RNA from Penaeus vannamei (Pacific white shrimp), 381 nucleotides. Lineage: Eukaryota; Metazoa; Arthropoda; Malacostraca; Decapoda; Penaeidae. The record is from RefSeq and is a predicted model, not a curated record.